Molecule: messenger RNA, 510 nt
Organism: Fulvia fulva
Lineage: Eukaryota; Fungi; Ascomycota; Dothideomycetes; Mycosphaerellales; Mycosphaerellaceae
Exons: 3
Coding region: 1-510 (169 amino acids)
Cellular component (GO): membrane
Source: RefSeq, a predicted model, not a curated record
AUGGAGAAGGGUCGCAUCGGUCUUCUCGUCACUCGCGCCUUGCAGUUCAUCUGCGCCGCAGCAGUUCUCGGGGUCGGCGUCAAGCUAGCGAGAGGUGUCCACGAGUUCGACGACGACUGCAAAGCUUACGCCAAGCACGAUCGCGAUUGCAACGACGCUCUGGGCCGCUUUCCCUCUUCCCUCGCCUACGCCGCCUUCACCGGCGCCUUUGGCCUACUCGACGCACUUGUUGGUCUCGCGGCGGUCUUCAUCUCCGCCGUCCCGUGGAUUGCUGUACUCGCGCUUGAUGCACUCGCUGCGGUCUUCUUUCUCGCUGGAGGCAUUAACUCAGCUAUCUUGAGAUCGAAGGACAAGUAUCGCAACGAAGGACGCUGUGACCUGCUGUCGGGCUUCUGUGGUCGCUUCGAUGCCACUACUGCCUUAAUGUUCAUCGGGUUCCUCACGACUCUGGGAGCCAUGGCAAUGGGCUUCUUCAGCAGACGUUCUGGCAACAGGCAUAGUGCAGUCUAA